UUGGUAGGUAUUGUGUACCAUCUCAAUCCGCUGGCGCAACAUAAACCUAUAUGUUUUCGGAUAACUCUCCGUCAGGCAAGGACUACCUCACCUUGAUCCAACAGGCACUCUGUGGCGAGUCACGGAUCAAGACAUACCAAGGUACCAGACAUCAUUAGACGCAUGCAUACAGUAUUCGGUGUUACCACACAAGAUGCCACACCAGAACGACAACCCCUCUCCUUUCUUGUCCAACCUCGAUCUUUACAAUCGAGCGGGGUUCAUAAAGUAGAGUACUAAUACCAUGCCCUAAGCAUCGAUGGUGCUCUCGGAGUCAUCAUCAUACCACAAUCCAUACCAGCAAAACCACUUUCCAAAAAAAGCCAAUUACACUACACCAUCACCGGCAAGGGAGAUAGUACAAGUAGUACCACCACCAAGAUGGCCACCGUCCCGAAAACACAAUACAACACCUUCGCGCCGAAGUAUGCCUCGCUCGAAGGAGAAGUCCCCUUCUCCAAGCUAGAGGCCCAACUGGUCGACCUAGCUCUGGGAGACUGCAGCGGCCUCACCAUUCUCGACCUGGGCGGCGGCAACGGCGGCCCCGCGCGGCGCGCCGUGGAGGCCGGCGCCGCGGUCGUCGACGUUGUCGACAUCUCUGCCGAGAUGCUGCGCGUGGGCCGAGAGACCGAGGCACGGCUUGGCCGGCAGGGCCGCAUCCGGUGGUUCGAGGCCGACGUGACGCGCCCACUGGCCACCCAGCAGGUUACGGCCGCCGAUGGUGGCGACGGUCUCCGGGCGGACGGGUACGACAUUGUCAUGGCCAACUGGCUGUUUGACCACGCCACGAGCCUGGCCGAUCUCGAGGGCAUGUGGGCCAACAUUGUUUCCUAUUUGAGACCCGGGGGCAGGUUCCUCGGAAUCCGGUCGCUGAAUGUGUAUGCUGAGCACAUGAGCGCGAGUUCGGCCAAGUAUGGCCUCUGCCUUACGCACAUCGAGAAGAUCCCCGGCGGAGUCAAGUACAUGGUCGACUGCCGUGUCCAACCGCCUUUUUCCUUUGAGGCCACUUCGAUGGAAUCGACCUAUUUGCGUAUCGACGAUAUUCCUCGUCGCCUUGGACUUGUCGAUUUCGCGGUCAUUGACCCCAAGGACACAGAGGCGGUGAAGGAAGAUCCAGAAUUCUGGGAUGACUUCGUCAAGGACCCAAGCUGCGGCGUGGUGGUAGCGCGGAAGCCAUAGGGUAGGACUGCGAUGCGGUCGUUACAUCUCUGCUUCUAACCGCGAUGUUGUUGUAAUGUAAUCUAUCAACGAAACGAAGAAUGGCACAGCUUCAUCAUUGAAUCCUGCAACCCCUGACAAGCUCGGCGGUCUCUGAGUGAGUCUCAUCUAUCACAACCGGAAAGUGUCUCCAUACUAGGCCUGGACUAUGCUGGGGCUAUCCGGAAACGGACAUUUCAGAAGGAUGAUCUGGCCUGCAUCUCCAACCCUCAAGCGGGACUGCACAUAGCAAUUACCUCAUCUUGGCCUUUAGCUCCUCCAUAAAUCGGCGCUGAUGCGCUAUAGAAAGAGCUGCCUGCCCGGUCGCUCCUUGGAAGGACGCUUGGGCUGAGUGCAGGACUUUCCAAGAGAU
Messenger RNA from Canariomyces notabilis, 1609 nucleotides. Its product is annotated as S-adenosyl-L-methionine-dependent methyltransferase. The record is from RefSeq and is a predicted model, not a curated record. The coding region runs from base 421 to 1218 and encodes 265 amino acids. The transcript has a single exon. Lineage: Eukaryota; Fungi; Ascomycota; Sordariomycetes; Sordariales; Chaetomiaceae.